CAAUUCCACGAACAGAAAAAGAUCGAAGUGUCAUCCAUCGCUGCACCGAUUCAACGAGCAGGAAGAAGGUCGAAGCAAGGGAGAAGAAAGAAAGCCACACUGGAAGGUUUAGGAGGAAGGAAGAGGCACAGCGCGCAUGCUCAUCACCCCGAUCACCAUAAAAGCAAGAGGAGAAGGCAGGAGGAGCAUAAGAAUUACAGCAGAAGAGGAGGCGAGGAGGAGGAGAUGGGCGUGGACUACUACAAGAUCCUGGGCGUGGACAAGAGCGCCAAGGACGACGACCUCAAGAAGGCCUACCGCAAGCUCGCCAUGAAGUGGCACCCUGACAAGAACCCGAACAAUAAGAAGGAGGCCGAGGCCAAGUUCAAGCAGAUCUCCGAAGCCUACGAGGUGCUAAGCGAUCCUCAGAAGCGCGCUGUCUACGACCAAUACGGGGAGGAGGGGCUUAAGGGGCAGGUCCCGCCGCCGGGGUCCGGCGGGUUCGACGGCGGAGACGAGUCGGCCACGUUCAGGUUCAACCCCAGGAGCGCCGACGACAUCUUCUCGGAGUUCUUCGGGUUCUCUAGUCCGUUCGGCGGCAUGGGCGGCGGCGGCAGCAGGGGCGGAUCGAGGUUCCCUAGCCGGAUGGGGGGGAUGUUUGGGGAGGAGAUGUUCGGGUCAACCUUCCGCGGCGGGGAAGGCGCGUCGAUGAAUUUUCAGCAGCCGCGGAAGGCAGCGCCAAUCGAGAAUCGGCUGCCAUGCAGCCUCGAGGACUUGUAUAAAGGGACUACCAAGAAGAUGAAGAUUUCGCGCGAGAUUGUCGAUGCCAGUGGGAAAACAAAGACAGUGGAAGAAAUUCUGACGAUCAACAUAAAGGCAGGUUGGAAAAAGGGAACCAAAAUUACUUUCCCAGAUAAAGGGAAUGAAUCUCCCAACAUUAUCCCUGCGGAUAUAGUUUUCAUCAUAGAUGAAAAGCCACAUGAUGUGUUCACACGGGAAGGAAACGAUCUGAUUGCAACUCAGAAAAUAUCUUUGGUCGAAGCCCUGACCGGUUAUACAGUUCAUUUGACUACACUUGAUGGUCGCAGCCUUACAAUACCCAUAAACUCCGUCAUUCAUCCUGGCUACGAGGAGGUGGUCGUUCGAGAGGGAAUGCCAAUACCAAAAGAUCCAUCUAGGAAAGGAAAUCUUCGUAUCAAGUUCGACAUAAGGUUUCCGCCGAGGCUGACUUCGGAGCAGAAGGCCGGGAUCAAACGGCUAUUGGUUCUAUAAGAUGGAAUGCAGGCGAUGCUGCACAUCUAGUGCCAUAAGCGUUAUGCUGUGGGUACGGUAUGCUCAAAUGUCUCUCUUCUUGUUUGUAACUUUGACAUUAUUCAAUAAGCUUUUUUCUAAUACACUUCAAGUAUUGAGCUACUGUAUCUUUGCUUAGUACAGAAGAAUCAAUUAUAGCCGAUCAUGUUUUAAGUGUGAGAGUGACUCACUCACAUUAAGAAGAUAUCAGCUGACUUCUGCUGGCAAUUGGGGGAAAGUCAUGUACCGAAUAUUAAAAACUUUGUAAAAGUUCAAUUUUGUGUCUUGAUUAUCGGUUUCUGAUGUGAUAUUAGACCCCAUAAACAUUCUUCAAAACAUGUUGUAUUUGCACUCUUUUGCUUUGUACAAUGAAUAGUUCAUAAAACAAUUCAUCCUUGUCAUCGGUUGAGCUUC
Messenger RNA from Musa acuminata AAA Group (dessert banana), 1683 nucleotides. RefSeq lists its product as uncharacterized. Gene Ontology annotation, molecular function: protein-folding chaperone binding. The transcript has 3 exons. The record is from RefSeq and is a predicted model, not a curated record. Lineage: Eukaryota; Viridiplantae; Streptophyta; Magnoliopsida; Zingiberales; Musaceae. The coding region runs from base 226 to 1251 and encodes 341 amino acids. Gene Ontology annotation, cellular component: cytosol.